GGCUCAUGCUGUCGCCUCACCCCGAACCUCAGCUCAUCGAGCGGUCCCCCCGCACCCUGCCGCGCUCCGUGAUCUACAUCAGCAUCAUCACCUUCAUCAUGGGCGCCAGCAUCCACCUGGUGGGCGACUCGGUCAACCACCGCCUGCUCUUCAGUGGCUACCAGCACCACCUGUCGGUCCGAGAGAACCCCAUCAUCAGGAACCUCAAGCCCGAGACGCUGAUCGACUCCUUCGAGCUGCUCUACUACUAUGACGAGUACCUGGGCCACUCCAUGUGGUACAUCCCCUUCUUCCUCAUCCUCUUCAUGUACUUCAGCGGCUGCUUCACGGCUUCCAAAGCCGAGAGCUCUAUGCCAGGGCCGGCCCUGCUCCUGAUGGUACCCAGUGGCCUGUACUACUGGUACCUGGUCACUGAGGGCCAGAUCUUCAUCCUCUUCAUUUUCACCUUCUUUGCCAUGCUGGCCCUCGUCCUGCACCAGAAGCGCAAGCACCUCUUCCUGGACAGCAAUGGCCUCUUCCUCUUCCACUCCUUCGCCCUCACCCUCUUGCUCGUGGUGCUCUGGGUGGCCUGGCUGUGGAAUGACCCUGUACUCAGGAAGAAGUACCCAGGCGUCAUCUAUGUCCCUGAGCCCUGGGCCUUCUACACCCUCCACGUCAGCAGUCGGCAUUGAGUCCCUCCCUGGCAACAGCUACUGGUGCUCUGCUGGGUGGAGAUGGGCCAUGGAGGGUGUCUGAGCACGGGGUGUGCAGGUGCGUGUGUUGUGUGUCGGUGUACACACAGUGACUGAGAACAUGGGCAGGGUAUGCAUAUCGUGCACGUGGAGUGGUGUAUGUGUAUGCAUGUGCCUAUUGUGUACGUGUGUGCAGAGUCAUUGUAAGAGUUGAUUGUUUUGGUCAAGUUUCUGUUUGGUUGGAUCUUCUCAGGAUCAGAUCUAGUUUUAGGAAGCGUGUCUAGGCCAAUAUCCAGGCCCCUGCCCUUCUCUGCACCUGACUGUUGCUGGGGGCCCUGACUGCACUCUCACUGCUCAGGGCCAAUUUGUUCUUCCUGGGAUGUCUUCUCAUAGCCAUGCAGGAGAGGCCUGGGUGAGACAGAAGCCAAGACGGGACUUGGUGUCUCACUCACCCACCCCUUGGCUCAUCCGUCAGGCCUGCCCCGGCACCACCCUCUCCCAGCCUGGGAGGGGCACGUGUACCCCAGACCCUCACCCAACCUCAGGCCCCACAUGGUGUUGCAUCUCCCCAAGCCCAGGGAGCCAGAGGCCCAGCACACUCCCCUGCCUGCGCCAGCCUUCGCUUGGGGUCUCUCCCUUCUCAUAUUCCAGAAGAAUUGUGGCCCAGCUUUGUUUCAGCCCAACUGCACGUUUUUGAGCUGCUGCUGGAGGCAGAGUUCCCAACUACUUGCACUGUUCCCUGAGCCCCAUUACAGGGGUUAGGGGACUCCUUGAGGCUCUCUCCAGUCAGCUUUCUCGGCCUGAACCUCCUACCUUCUGCCAGUGGCCCUGCUCCCAGAAAGGGAGGCCUCAUUCUCAGCAUAAGCGGCCCCCUCUGCUCCCCUCCCCCAGCUCACCUCUCGCAGGCAUUGGGUUCAGGUCCCCUCCCAGCAGAAGGCGUCACAGCUUCAUCUCUGGCCAGCAAUGGCCAGUACAUGCUGAUGGGGCUCAGAGGGGCCUGCCUUGCCCUACUGGCCUUGCCUCCUCUCCUGUGCUCUCAGGGAGCCCCGUGCCUCAGUCUCCUUUCAUGGUGGGGUCCCCCCAUAGCUCCAAGGGGUCCCCCGGCCCUGGGUCAGUUUGUCUGCCAGCAGCGUUGGGUGGUGAGAGGCAUGAAUAAAGCUGGUGUGGAGCCAA
Messenger RNA from Galeopterus variegatus (Sunda flying lemur), 1844 nucleotides. It is a transcript of the gene CLN6, whose product is annotated as ceroid-lipofuscinosis, neuronal 6, late infantile, variant. The record is from RefSeq and is a predicted model, not a curated record. The coding region runs from base 6 to 671 and encodes 221 amino acids. The transcript is spliced from 4 exons. Lineage: Eukaryota; Metazoa; Chordata; Mammalia; Dermoptera; Cynocephalidae.